Messenger RNA from Plectropomus leopardus (leopard coralgrouper), 2193 nucleotides. It is a transcript of the gene nfyal, whose product is annotated as nuclear transcription factor Y, alpha, like. The record is from RefSeq and is a predicted model, not a curated record. Lineage: Eukaryota; Metazoa; Chordata; Actinopteri; Perciformes; Serranidae. Gene Ontology annotation, molecular function: DNA-binding transcription factor activity; DNA binding. Gene Ontology annotation, biological process: regulation of DNA-templated transcription. Gene Ontology annotation, cellular component: CCAAT-binding factor complex.
GGCGCCGUUGUUUCAUUUGCGCCAUUUUGUCCGCUCACUUUGUUGAUUGGGCUUUAGCGAGCUGUACUAGAGCCAAUCAGAGGGAAACCGGACAGCGAAGAUACGAGAGGGUUGUGACAAUAACAAGCUAUGGAGCAGUACACCACUGCCACCACCACCACCGGGGAGCAGAUAGUUGUGCAGACUGCCAAUGGACAGAUUCAACAGCAGACACAGGGCACAGUGACGGCUGUGCAGCUGCAAACUGAAGCGCCAGUGGUGACGGCCUCAGGCCAGCAGGUGCAGACACUCCAGGUCCAGGGACAGCCUCUGAUGGUCCAGGUGAGCGGUGGGCAGCUCAUCACAUCAUCAGGGCAACCCAUAAUGGUGCAGGCAAUGUCGGGGGGUCAGGGUCAAACCAUAAUGCAGGUCCCUGUAUCUGGAGCCCAAGGACUACAGCAGAUCCAGCUGGUGCAGCCAGGUCAGAUACAGCUGCAGGGCGGGCAGACUCUCCAGCUCCAGGGCCAGCAGGGUCAGCCCCAGCAGAUCAUCAUCCAGCAGCCCCAGACAGCCAUCACCGCUGGACAGAACCAGGGGCAACAGAUCAGCGUGCAGGGCCAACAGGUGGCACAGACGGCUGACGGACAGACCAUCGUGUACCAGCCUGUUAAUGCAGAUGGCACUGUCCUGCAGCAGGGAAUGAUCACAAUUCCAGCUGCCAGCUUGGCAGGCGCCCAGAUAGUACAGGCAGGGGGUGCCAACACCAACACUACUAACAGCGGCCAAGGCACUGUGACCGUCACCCUGCCCGUCUCCGGUAACAUGGUCAAUGCAGGUGGAAUGGUCAUGGUAAGACCCUGUGCAGAGAUGGUGCCUGGAGGCGGUGCAGUUCCCACAAUGCAGCGUAUCCCACUGCCAGGGGCUGAGAUGCUGGAGGAGGAACCUCUGUACGUCAACGCCAAACAGUACCACCGCAUCCUGAAGCGCAGACAGGCCCGGGCCAAGCUGGAGGCUGAGGGCAAGAUCCCCAAGGAAAGGAGGCAGAAAUACCUACACGAGUCUCGCCAUCGUCACGCAAUGCAGCGUAAGCGAGGAGAUGGAGGACGUUUCUUUUCACCUAAAGACAAGGAGGAAAUGGCACUUGCACUGGCGCAGCAACAGCAGGAGGUCGCCCAGGCAGCAGCAGAUGACACGGUGGCUCAGAUGAUCCGAGUCUCAUAGCACUGUCACCAACAUCAUCACUUCUCUCUCUGAACUCAACCCUGCCUGAGACUCUUCACCCCAGCUAACUUGAUCUGCCAUACCUACUCCUCUCACUUAAACUCCCUCCUGCUUCAUUGUCAUAAACCAGAACAUAGCACCACCACCGGGUUUCUUCUAUUAUCUCUCCACUCCUACACUGGUCUUCCAGGGAGCUGACCAUGUGGCUGCAGAGCCUGUGGACUGUUCUGGUCUCCUUCUCUGAAAUCGAGGAUGCUUCCGCCCUCAGCUAAUCUGGUAGAGCCUUUUAAGACCAGCUUUUUAUCUUCAUAAGGAUCUGUUUGGACAAUAAUAAUGAGGCAUGAAGUUGUGGAUAACCAGGGGUAGUCACACAGAGCAAAUAACAGCUUUGAAGCCACGUCAGACCUUGGUCUGUUAAAAAGAUGAGAAUUUGUCACCAGUUGAUACUUGUUGCUUUAAAUAUUUUUUGUAAAUGGUACAGAUGUUGUUUUUUUCAGAGACACUCAUUAAGUAUUGGUGUCCCAAAUCUUAUAUGUGAUGCCCUGUAUUUUGAAAUUUCAUUUUUUCUACUCAUGUACUGUGGGGGUGGACUCGACAUCAUAAGUCCAACCUGUCCACUGAGAAAAAAACUGAAAUGUGAUAAUAAUGUGAAGAUAUUGUACAGAAUUUCUUUUCUUCCCCAGUGUGUAUUGGAUGUACUUACUAAUUUGCCCAAUUCUGUGGAUGCAUUUUAUAUAAUUUCGUGGCUAGAAAUAGUGUUUAUAGGAAAAAAAUGAGUGUUUCAGUGUUUCAUCACACAACACAUUCUAUUCAUGUAGUUAGUUCUUCAUCGCUCAGUCCACCAAAGUGUUUUUGGUUUUCAUUGUAGAUAAUAGGUUUUUUUUUUUACCCAUCAGAUGCAGUUCUGACAUGUUUUUUGGGGUUUUUUUAUAUAAUGGAAAAAAAGGUUUGGACAUUCAUGAAACCUAAGUCAAAUAAAUUUUAUGAAGUGAC